AUAUAGACAUAGACAUAGAUCUUACACUACAGUACUGACCAACAGUAUGUCACAAAAGCCCGAGUCACAAGACCUCUUUAAGGACGUGUUUCCCAAGAUCGUUCAAACCAUCCGGUCAGCAUCAUCAUUGGCAGCACAAGAUGUUAGUUUCUAUAAGUCGAUUGAUUCAGGAUUAUCAAAGGAUAUUGAAGAUAGUUCUAAAAGUCUUCUUGAAGUUGCUAAUCGUUUAUUAAGUACUAUGGGAGAUGGAGUUAGUCCCAUUCAAUAUGGAGAAGAAGAAAUCGUAGGAGAAGUUAGUUGGAAGUCCAUAUCUCUGACAUUGGAUAUAUUAUAUGAGAAUAUUGAACAAGCAUUUGAUGCUCAACAACGAAAUAAAUCUGCAUCAUCAGAUGACAAACAUAUGACUCAUCUUGAACUGUCGGGUGAUGGUUCAUCAUCUCACAAUGUAAAUACAAAAUAUGAUGGUAAACGUAUUCAGAAACCUCAACUCCAAUUCAAAGUUAAGAUUGAUAAUUCUGAAAGUCACCCAUUUAAACCUAAGAUCACGACCAAACCACAUGCAUUAAGGUCAUUUGAAGAAUCUACUACCUUAAUAAACCCUGAACCUACUUAUGAAGAUACCAUAGAAGUAGUAGAUCCACCAUUCUAUCCUCAACCAUAUGAUUAUGAAAUUGAUAAUCAACCAUAUCCUGAAUCUAUCUUGAUAAAUUCAGAACCUAUUCCAUCUAAUGAUUGGUCUACUACCAGUGCUAUAUGGGUUGAAACUAUAGAAGAUUUAAAUAAGAUGAUAGAAGAUUUAAGAGACAGUACAGAAAUAGCUGUUGAUUUAGAACAUCAUGAUUAUAGAACUUAUUUCGGAAUUGUAUGUCUUAUGCAAAUAUCUAAUCGAGAUCAAGAUUGGAUAGUAGAUACUUUAAAGUUAAGAGAUGAUCUAGAACCAUUAAAUGAAAUCUUUACUAAUCCAAAUAUAGUUAAAGUCUUUCAUGGUGCAUUCAUGGAUAUAAUAUGGUUACAAAGAGAUUUGGGAUUAUAUAUAGUUUCAUUAUUUGAUACUUAUCAUGCUUCAAAGGCAUUAGGAUUCCCUAAAUUCUCUUUGGCAUACUUAUUGGAAAAUUAUGCAAACUUUAAAACUUCAAAGAAAUAUCAAUUGGCUGAUUGGAGAAUAAGGCCAUUACUGCCUCCAAUGUUAGCCUAUGCCAGAUCAGAUACUCAUUUCUUAUUAAAUAUAUAUGAUCAAUUAAGAAAUAAAUUAAUUGAUUCAGGAGAUGAAAAACUCCGUCGAGUCUUAAAUGAUUCACGACAAGUUGCCAAGAGACGAUUCGAAUAUACAAAAUUCAGACCUUUAUCAAAUAAUGGUAAUGGGAAAGUUUCUUGUCCUAUAAUGUCCAAUAAUCCAGCUGAACCAUUUUCUUCAAUUAUGGUACUGUAUAAUGUUCCAGUUCAUAAAAAGCCUAUUGUGGAAGUAUUGUAUAAUUGGAGAGAUUCUAUUGCCAAAGAAGAAGAUGAAUCUGUAAGAUAUGUUAUGCCUAAUCAAUUAUUAGUCGAUUUAACUAGUCUUGAUGAAAAUGUUAAUGUCGAUAGAAUCUUAAACGCUUCACGUUUCAUAUCGGAACAUGUAAGACUUAAUGCCAAGGAAUUAGCCAGUCUUAUUGAAAGUACCAUUAAGAGAACUGCUCAGAAUGAUUGGGAUUUAGUAGAUAAAUGGCAUGAAGAUACUUCCAGUGGAAAUAUUGGAAGUAUUACUGAUGAGUCAUCAUUUAAAGAGUUAUUCAAUCACUGUAAAGGAUUAUUGAAAUCCACAGGAGCAUUAUUGAGUACACAUUCCAAGUUAUUCCCCAAGAUUUAUGAAGGUGCUAAAAAGUUAAUUACUGUCGAGUGCAACCCGGAAGACAUGACGGUGGUUAAGCAUGAUUUUGCUAAUGAAUAUAAGGAUCGUCUCGAACAUGCUUGGAAGGGUAUUACUUCUAUUCAAGAUGAAGUUGCAGUCAAUAUAGGGUCGAUAGAAGAUGAAAAUGAUGAACCAGUAGAACAAGAAGAACCUGUGGAAAUUCCAGUAGAAGCUCCAGUAGAAGUUAAGACUGGAGCUGCUACACUCUUUGCUGAUAAGGGUGAUUUCGAUCCUAAUGAAUUAAUUACUCUCCGUAAGAAGAACUCCAAUCAGCACGUAUUCAGCCAGUCUAAAAAACGUACUCAACAAGGUGAUAACUUUGACUUAGCCAAUGCUGACAAAGUAUUACUUAAUCCAAGCAAGCCUAAGGACAAUAAGAAGAGAAAACCUCGAUUCGAUCCUUAUUCACGUGAAAGUCAAGGACCACAACCUUCCAAGAAAGCCAAGCCCAUGACCCAAGGGAAGAGUUCGACAUUCCGAAACAAGAGGAAGUAAGCCUAUUGUUUAUAUAAUUUAUAGUUGUAUAGUUAAUACUACACUCAUACUAAGCAUA
Molecule: messenger RNA, 2441 nt
Organism: Scheffersomyces amazonensis
Lineage: Eukaryota; Fungi; Ascomycota; Pichiomycetes; Serinales; Debaryomycetaceae
Gene: RRP6
Product: exosome nuclease subunit
Exons: 1
Coding region: 47-2383 (778 amino acids)
Biological process (GO): nuclear polyadenylation-dependent antisense transcript catabolic process; histone mRNA catabolic process; TRAMP-dependent tRNA surveillance pathway
Cellular component (GO): nuclear exosome (RNase complex); nucleolus
Molecular function (GO): 3'-5'-RNA exonuclease activity; single-stranded RNA binding; nucleotide binding
Source: RefSeq, a predicted model, not a curated record